AUGGUUGUUCAGGAUUUGGUGAGACAGUAUGGAAGGAAGGGUGUGAAGCCUAGUUGUCUCAUGAAGAUAGAUUUACAAAAAGCUUAUGAUACUGUGGAUUGGCAAUUUCUUCAGGAAAUGUUAGAGCAGUUAGAGUUUCCACAGCAUUUUGUAAACUUGGUGAUGCAAUGUGUUUCCACUCCCAUGUUCUCUCUGAUGUUCAAUGGUUCCAUGCAUGGGUUUUUUAAAUCCAAGAGGGGUUUGAGGCAGGAUGAUCCCAUUUCACCACUCUUAUUUGUCAUAUGCAUGGAGUAUCUGUCAAGACUCUUACAUAAGAUGAGUGAUAUGCCUUUGUUUGAUUUCCAUCCAAGGUGUAGAGAGAUCAAGCUCACCCAUCUGUGCUUUGCUGAUGAUUUGAUCUUAUGUUGUAAGGGUGAGUAUCCUUCUAUUCUUUUGCUGCUCAAGACUUUUAAACUUUUCUCUGUUUCUUCUGGCCUCAAAGCUAAUCAACAGAAGUCAUCUAUUUACUGUCAUGGCAUGUCAGAUACUGAAGUUCAGAGGGUGGUAGAUGUUUCUGGUUUUACCAGAAGCAAUCUUCCUUUCAAAUAUUUGGGGGUCCCAAUUUGCUCUAAAAAGAUCUCUGUAGCUCAAUGUAGUCAUUUGGCUCAAAUUUAUGUGUUGCCAAAGAGUGUGUUGCAUGACAUUGGGAGGAUCUGUAGGGCCUUUUUGUGGAGUGGACAAGCAUACAGUCAGAAACCUAGAAAUGUUGCUUGGGAUAAUACUUGUUGUGGCAAGCAAUUUGGUGGUUUGGGUUUUAGGGAUAUAAUUCUGUGGAACACAGCAGCAAUGGGCAAAUAUGUUUGGGCUCUGACUAUUAAGCAGGAUAAUGUGUGGAUCAAGUGGAUCUCUUCAGUGUAUCUCAAAGAUGGGGAUUGGUGGGAGUAUAAACCUCCAGUUGCUGCAAGUUGGUAUUGGAAGCAAAUCUGUAAAACAAAAGAACACCUGAAGCAGUUCUUCACUCAGUCUAACUUCAGAGGUAUGACAACUUAUUCUGUGAAGCAGGUUUAUGAAACCAUAAUUGGCAAUAAACCUAGAGUACAUUGGGACAAAGUAGUUUGGAAUAGAUUGAAUAACCCCAAACAUAGAUUUAUUGGCUGGCUAGCUAUGCAGCCAGAAUUGGAAGCUGUUAAAUCCUGGUUGGGUAUGUCCACUAAUAGUAACAACCUCACCAGGAAUACUAGUUUCUGGGAUAACUAUGUUCCUACUGUGAAUCAUACUGUGAACAAGGUAAAGCAAGUGGUGAGAGGUAGAAUUCAUGCUGUCAUGCCUAAGAGUGUUAGCAAAAGAGACACUUUGUAUAGCUGGUUGUUGCUGACUCCUUGUGAUUAG
This is a messenger RNA of Spinacia oleracea (spinach), 1368 nucleotides long. RefSeq lists its product as uncharacterized. Lineage: Eukaryota; Viridiplantae; Streptophyta; Magnoliopsida; Caryophyllales; Amaranthaceae. The transcript has 5 exons. The record is from RefSeq and is a predicted model, not a curated record. Bases 1 to 1368 code for a protein of 455 amino acids.